Actinia tenebrosa (Australian red waratah sea anemone) is the source of this 2943-nucleotide messenger RNA. RefSeq lists its product as uncharacterized. Lineage: Eukaryota; Metazoa; Cnidaria; Anthozoa; Actiniaria; Actiniidae. The record is from RefSeq and is a predicted model, not a curated record. Gene Ontology annotation, molecular function: protein binding.
GACUGAUUGGUUAUGCMAUUCGAGCAUAGAAAGGAAGUAAAUACUUUAACAUCAUCAUAAAGAAUAGUUCAUAAUGGYAAGUACAGUCGAUUCAGGACUAAAGAACAACAGCUCUUUGACGAUAGAAAAAAUUGGCGCUUAUUUCCUUCCUAAGGUACAUUGCCUUUGAAAGAACUAAAAUAUUAACGAUGUUCCGAUCAAAUACCAUGUCAGAUAUAAGCAAGAUUAAAUGGAGCAGUGAAGAAUAUUCUUUAGGGAUGUUCGUGGAUCACUUUCCUCUGCCUCAAGUUGUUCGCAUUAAAACGAACCURAAAGGAAACAAUGAAAGGAAAGGACAACCGGUAAAGAUGUUAUCGAACGAUGUCUUUGUUCUGCAUUGCGAAAGACAUAAAGAGGUAAUUCGUGCUACUGAUUCUCUGAAGAAUGAGUUUUAUCUGCCACACGACUCCACCGCCAAAGUUGAAGUGAUCUGGAAAGAUUAUAACAAGUUCUACGACAAUGUAGGCGAGCUGUUCGACCAUUUUCCCGCGCAUGUGCUAGUGGUUGAAGAAGAUGAGACUUUGGGAAUCAAAAAAGGCGACGUUCUYAAACUUAAAAAGAAGGUAAAGGAUCGAGAAAACAAUUAUCUGAAGUGUGCUUUUCUGGAUGGAAAUCGCGCAGAUGUGGAUAUCCCUUUCAGUUACAAAGGGGUUUUUAAGACUCUUGGAGAUCUGACAUCUGAAAGCAUCCCCCUUAAAGAGGCAGUCGAGUUUUGCAGGCUUCCUCGAAACGUGAAAUUUAUCGGCGAUAAACUUAAAAUCAAAAGGAUUUAUGGUACAUCCAAGAGCCCCRCAUUGUUAAGCAGUUUGGAACGCGUCACGCUACACGAAGUUAUAGACCAUCKUGACGUCAUAGCGAGCCAGGUUUCAGACGGGCAAGUCGUUGUAAGUUCAAUUCCUCUUGUUGAGGACGUCAUUGUCAACGCCGCGACAGCAGAAUCAAAAGGCGGUCCAGAAUAUACUCGCCUUUGUCAAAUAAUUGAUAGGAAAACUACAGCAGAAAUGGUGAAGGAGAUUGGCGUCUUGCAUCAGCACUGGGUUGUGUUCCAGGAAGAUGGCACCAAAGGUCCUUCCUCUUGGAAUCACCAGCUCUUUAGCUUGGCUAGUCUUGRGUAUCAGGACAUUCCACACGUUGACGAURACAAUGCGUCGGUAACAACUGGCGUGAGCWUUCAUGUGRAUAAAGAWSCACCCUUUCUUCCUCCUAAAAUUUCAAAGAAACAGAAACCACCGCCUAUUCCCCCAAGAAUUCCUUUACAACCGUACAUGGGACAAGGUCGUCGCAUUUUAACACCUCCUCCUAUACGGCGUGCCGCUAGCGAGCGGRAAGAUGCCGGCUCGUUUCCUAAUUCCUCCAUCAUGAAGUCAAAAACCCUCCCAAGAACRUUUCCUAGUGAACCAAAUAAGAAGGACGAGCAACGAGCCCCAUAUCAAACUAGAGGGGGUACACAUCAAGAUGUGGGUAGGAUAAAUGAGAGACUUGACAUUGAUAACCYAGAAGGAGAAGGUGGGUAUGUCAAGAUGGCAAGUGUAGCACCCCAUUUGCCAACCAAAUACGAAAUUCUCUGUGAGUCCACUCACAAACAAGCUCAACCAGAUUAUUACAACUUCACUAGUGAUCGAGGAAGCCAAGGACACCAACUAAACCCAAAUGAGUUAAAAUCUUCAAAAAGAGAACGAYCAAGGUCGCAUAUAGAAGAAACUAAAUCGGAAAUUAAAAAAGAUCAUAUGGAACACAAAAUGCYUUCUGAUACCACUCAAAUAUCUUAUGAUUCAGAAGAUGUCCACCUUAAAAUCAGAUAUGAAAAAUCGGGGGAAAGUCGUAAGCUGUACUCAGAGGUCCCAUUCAUGAUGGUAAAAGCUGAUCGACACAACAAACUGCCGUUUUUUAAAUGUCCUCAAAAGAUGCCAAAGGCUCCGCCCGGUUUGGAUUUCAUCAACAGCAAAAAUGUAAAAAGUUGGAGCCCGCUUGAAGUUUUGAAGUUUCUCAAGUUUCUCAACCUUGAGAGGUAUGAGAAGGCGUUCAAACAAAACAAAAUAGACGGAGAAAUGCUGCUCAAUUUGGAUAAAAGACUAUUGCAUGAACUGCGUGUCACAGACUCACAUGCGGCUACUAUUGUGAAACUUGUUCAUGAAUGCAUCAAACAUGAGAAUUCUACGAUACCUAACCAAUAUGUGCCGUAACCUUCACAUUUUAUCGAUACCUUGAAAAUACCUCUGRGCURAUCAAAGUCUGGGCAAUGCUAACUCACARAUCAAACCCUGAAACCACCUUUGGGCUGAUUAAAGUCAGGGCAUGGCUAAYUYACAGAAUCKAAUAAACAUCGAACCGUAACAUGCACCAACAGAUUCCAURKUGGGCAAGCAUCAUUGARCUGAAGGUCUUGAAGAGAGGUAACUACAGUGAAUAGUUCUACUGGGAUGAGUUUCAUGGGUGCAUAUGCACCUCUGUUCCCAUCUAAGAGUACCACCUGGGAAGGGCAUCUGUGAGAUGUUACACCCGUAUAUCCAUGAUGAAAACAUGCUUUUUCACGCCUAUAGGUCUGCAAAUAGAACAAAUUACAUUUCUUUUGCACCUCGAAAAAUGGACUUGAUGCAUUGGGGCUGAUACUUAGGUCACUGAAAACAAUAACUAGAAUUGCCAAAAUGCAUGGAUUAUUAUUUUCCGGUUUAAAAAUAAGAAGUAAAGAAUUCGUAUGAAGUCUAGAAAAAAAAAACUKAUAUAUAUAUAGUUUUCUUGAGUGUCCCCGCUGUGGGCUAACAACAUCCAUACCUUUUGUUUAUCCAGACGCGUCGAGUGCAUUCACAGGUAGCCCAAGCUUGGUUUCUGUGGUGUCCUGUUAUAAGGAAAUGUAUGGAGAUUCAUCAAAAAUUUCAAUAAAAUCAUUGAAACGUGAAAUAAAGC